AUGGACAAUGCAGAUUUGAAAUUCCUAAAUUUUUAGGAUAACAGUGAUGGAUCUAAGAAUAAAAUAUAGUUGUAAAAUGACAAGCUUUAGGCAAAUUUAGAAAAGUUUUAUAAUGAAUAAAUUAAUGAUAAUGAUGAAGACAGAGAAGAUAAUUAGAAAAAUGAUAUUUUUAAUUGUGAGAUUGAAUUCCCUGAAGAAUGGACUUAAGUAGAAAUAAUAGACAUAUAAAAUGGUUUAAAUAUUGAUUGGAUCAAGCAAGAGUAGAAAGGUUUAUGCAAAUAGUAUUUAUUAUGCCAAAAAUGUAAAAAUAUACUUUGGAAUCCGAAGAAAUGUAAGACUUGCAAGAAACACUCAUGCUUAAAAUGCUUUGAGUCUGUUUAAAGAUGUUCAUUUUGUCCUAUUGCUGCAAGUAAUUCUUUAAUAAUUAAGGAACCUGAAGAAUUUUGUGUUGGGUUGUUGAAAGAUUUGUAAGUUUAUUGCCCUUUUUAAAAGAGAGGCUGUAAAAGUUUAGUUGAAUAUAAACUCUUUGAAUAACAUGUAAAUGAGUGUAAUUUUCGCAGAGACGAUUAAAAUAUAAAAUUCAAAUAAAUUUUAAUUGGAAGUUUUAGAUACAAGCAAAUGCAGGCACUCUAAAAAUCUUAUGUCCUUUAUAGCAUUGAAACUCAUAUCAAAGAUAUGAAGAAAGUUUUUAAAGUAGAAAGAAGAUAUAAAUAAUUUGAAAUAUUGCACUAAUAUUUUUCAUCCAAGCCAGAGUAUUUUGGCUAGCCUCUUCCCUCUUUGCCUCCCAAGCAAUUUUGUUUAUAAUCUUUGCUGGGUACAUAAUCAGAUUAAAUGAGUGAAGAAGAAGUUGCGCAAAUUAGAAUGAUAGAAUUAGAAGCAUAUUUACAAAUAAUUGGUGUUUAUUAUAAAGAUGAUAUAGUGCUUUAUGAUUUUUUGACAAAUGAGGAAGGAUUCAAUUAUAUAAAUAAGAGUUCAAAAAAUGUCUGGAAUCUAGAAUAUCUAAUCAGCCAAUACAAUUCAAUAAAAUUUAUUUCUAGUUUUUACAUUGAAAAUUUAUUAAGCAAAGGCUUCAACUCAUAGACUUCCAGUUCGUAAGAACAAUAAAAUAAAAUAAAAAAAAGUUAAGCUCUCUAAGAUUAGUAUGAGUUACUAUGCAAAUACAAGCUCUGCUUUACAGAAUUAAGAAAAUCUCUAAUCAGCUAAAUAAGCAACACAAAGCAUGAAAUUGAAGAGAUAGAAAAAGGUCUAUAAAAACUAAAUGAAUAUUCUAAUGAGUCAUUAUUAAACGAAUUUUUAAAAAGGAUUUAAGAAGAGUUGGUUAUAAGAAAAGGCUAGCUUAUUUAAAUGGAUAAAACGAUGAAAUAGUUGUCUAUCCUUUAAAAAUAUAUUGAAUCUAUUGAUAAUUGUGAAAAUUUGUUUUAAAAAAGGGCAAAUGAGUAUUAAAUAUUAAGUCGAGCUUUAUUGGAAUUCUAACUUUAAGAUAAAAAUUAUAAAGAAAUAAAAGAAUGCAAAGAUAUCAUGUAAUCAAUGGAAGUUAUUGAAUAAGAAUCAAAAAAAUACCAUUCAAUAGGAGAAACGGAGUCAAAAAAAAUCUUAGAAAAAGUUGAAAAAGACCUUCCUAUUGUACUUAAAUCACUUAAGGAAUGUUAUUCAAAUGUUCAGGCAUGA
Tetrahymena thermophila SB210 is the source of this 1668-nucleotide messenger RNA. Its product is annotated as PX-domain protein. The transcript is spliced from 2 exons. The record is from RefSeq and is a predicted model, not a curated record. Gene Ontology annotation, molecular function: phosphatidylinositol binding. NCBI's taxonomy places the organism in Eukaryota, Ciliophora, Oligohymenophorea, Hymenostomatida, Tetrahymenidae.